AUGGGCGUCACCUUCGAUAACUUGAACCAGGACGCUGGUCUAAAGAAGCUCAAUGGUUUCUUGACCAACCGUAGCUAUAUUGAAGGAUACAAGUUCAGCUCGGCUGAUGCGGCCGUAUUCCAGCAGUUUUCCACUGUCCCGGACGCUGCCAAAUUUGCCAACGUGUACCGCUGGUACGUUCACGUGGCUGCCAAGUUGGGCCUGCGCUCUAUUCUUGUGAACAAAACGGCUGCUGCCCCUAAGAAGGCCGCUGCUAAGAAGGACGAAGAGGAGGACGAUGACGACGACCUUUUCGGUGAUGACGACGAGGAGGACGACGAAGCUACCAAGGCCCUCGCUGCAAAGCGCGCAGAGGCCGCCAAGUCUGCCAAGAAGGAGAAGAAGAAGCCCGUGGAGCGCUCGCAGGUCGUGAUUGAGGUAAAGCCGUGGGAGGCCGAAACAGACCUUGAGGAGCUGGCUGCCAAGAUCAAGGCCCUCCCUGUGGAAGGUCUGACGUGGGGUGAGGGCCACAAGCUUGUGCCGGUAGCCUUUGGUAUUAAGAAGUUGCUGGUGCAGUGUGUCAUUAUUGACGAUAUGGUGCUGCUCGAUGACAUUACGGAAGCCAUUGAGAGCUUUGAGGACUACGUGCAGUCAGUGGACGUGGCUUCCAUGAACAAGCUGUAA
Molecule: messenger RNA, 663 nt
Organism: Peronospora farinosa
Lineage: Eukaryota; Oomycota; Peronosporomycetes; Peronosporales; Peronosporaceae
Source: the annotation of a GenBank genome assembly